Branchiostoma floridae (Florida lancelet) is the source of this 1125-nucleotide messenger RNA. RefSeq names its product superoxide dismutase [Cu-Zn]-like. Gene Ontology annotation, molecular function: superoxide dismutase activity; copper ion binding. Gene Ontology annotation, biological process: removal of superoxide radicals. The record is from RefSeq and is a predicted model, not a curated record. The transcript is spliced from 5 exons. Bases 124 to 594 code for a protein of 156 amino acids. NCBI's taxonomy places the organism in Eukaryota, Metazoa, Chordata, Leptocardii, Amphioxiformes, Branchiostomatidae.
CACCAUAGUACAAUCCCGCCAUGUGAUCACCUUCUCUUCGACAUUUUAUUCAGCUGCGGCCUUUGUAGUCAGCAACAUUUUCUGUGCCCUAUUGAAGGUGAUAGCUCUUGUUCUCAAGCCAACAUGUCCCUCAAAGCUGUUUGUGUGCUGGUGGGAGAGACAGUGAAGGGUACUGUAACGUUCACCCAGGCGAGCUCUGACUCGCCAGUAGAAGUCACAGGAACCAUCUCCAACCUGACACCACCCGGCAAGCACGGCUUCCACAUCCACGAGUUUGGGGACACCACCAAUGGAUGUACCAGUGCAGGAUCCCACUUUAAUCCAGCUAAGAAGAAUCAUGGAGGCCCACAGGAUGCUGAAAGGCACGUUGGUGACCUGGGUAAUGUUGAAGUUGGUGAUGAUGGUGUGGCCAGCAUUAAUAUCACAGACUCCCAGCUCCAGCUGACUGGUCCCAACUCCAUCGUUGGUCGUGCUGUAGUGGUGCAUGCUGGGGAGGAUGACCUUGGGAAAGGCGGCUUUGAGGACAGUCUGACCACUGGACACGCCGGGGGACGUUUAGCGUGUGGCGUCAUCGGCAUCACCAAGCAGGCAUGAGGCAACCUGCGGAGCCCUUUAACUGUCUACGGAGUGAAACAAAAGUUGUGACUGUUGUACCGGACUCGAUUGCCAAUAACAAUGAUACACUCAUGGAUACUUUGGGUCUGUGCGACUGUAAAAUGUCUUAUAGUCUCUUAGUAUUGCUAAUCAUAGUGACAGAUUCACAGAAGGAACUGCUCUUGAGUCUUUGGGUGUUAAGAUUUAAAUGUACAAUAAGUAGGAGUGUUGACCAUUGUGCAACUAUUUGGUGAUUUUGUUUCACCCUGUAAGAAGUUGAAAGAGGCUAAUACUGGUGUUUUCUGUUUCCUGUUGUGUUUGGUUAAUUUGUGCAUCACAUUGCUUCAAUUCGUACUCUCUUGAGCAAUGCUUCAAUGGAGCCUCACUGCCUAGCCUUGUCUUAAAGACUUAUCUGGAUCUAUCAAGAAGGCAAAAAUUGUUCUCAGAGAUGUAAUUUGCCUCUUACAUAAUGAGUAUGGUUCGUAUUGUGAAUAUCAGAAUAAACUGGCUACAUGCUGUGGGCAUAUAAAA